GCCGGGGCUGCGAGGCUACUGUGACCGAGUUACAAUGACAGCCAGGACGACUGUGACCCAGCGGUGGCUGCUUGUGAGGGGUCUGCGACCCCGGAGCAGUAAAUGCGAGGGACUCUGACCUCGGAGAGCACGAGGCAGAGGCUGCGACGGGACCAUGACCGAUUAAAAGAAGAUGGAUGCACAGAGUUCAGCUAAAGUCAAUUCGAGGAAGAGGAGGAAAGAGGCAUCCGGCCCUAAUGGAGCGACAGAGGAAGAUGGCAUUCCUGCGAAAGUGCAGCACUGUUCAGUCGGCUUACGGCAGCCAGCCCCUUUUUCUGAUGAAAUUGAAGUUGACUUUAGUAAGCCCUACGUCAGGGUAACUAUGGAAGAAGCCUGCAGAGGAACUCCUUGUGAGCGGCCUGUGAGAGUUUAUGCGGAUGGAAUAUUUGACUUGUUUCACUCUGGUCAUGCCCGGGCUCUGAUGCAAGCAAAGAACCUUUUCCCUAAUACAUAUCUCAUUGUGGGAGUCUGCAGCGAUGAGCUCACGCACAACUUCAAGGGCUUCACUGUGAUGAGCGAAAGCGAGCGCUAUGACGCUGUGCAGCACUGCCGCUAUGUGGACGAGGUGGUGAGGAAUGCCCCCUGGACGCUGACGCCCGAGUUCCUGGCAGAGCACCGGAUUGAUUUCGUAGCCCAUGACGAUAUCCCCUAUUCUUCAGCGGGGAGUGAUGACGUGUAUAAGCACAUCAAAGAAGCAGGCAUGUUUGCUCCUACACAGAGGACAGAAGGUAUCUCCACAUCAGAUAUCAUCACCCGCAUUGUCCGUGACUAUGAUGUAUAUGCAAGACGGAACCUACAGAGGGGCUACACUGCAAAGGAGCUCAAUGUCAGCUUUAUCAAUGAGAAGAAAUACCACUUGCAAGAACGGGUUGACAAAGUAAAGAAGAAAGUGAAAGAUGUGGAAGAAAAAUCAAAAGAAUUUGUGCAGAAGGUGGAAGAAAAGAGCAUUGACCUCAUCCAGAAGUGGGAAGAGAAGUCCCGAGAAUUCAUUGGAAGUUUCCUGGAAAUGUUCGGUCCGGAAGGAGCACUGAAACAUAUGCUGAAAGAGGGAAAAGGUCGGAUGCUGCAGGCCAUCAGUCCCAGGCAGAGUCCCAGCAGCAGCCCUACUCAUGAACGCUCCCCCUCCCCCUCCUUUCGAUGGCCCUUCUCUGGCAAGACUUCCCCAUCUUCCUCCCCAGCAAGUCUCUCUAGGCGCAAGGCUGUGACCUGUGACAUCAGCGAGGAUGAAGAGGACUAACCUUUCGUCCCUGUUCCCUCUCCCUCCCCCUUGCCCGUCACCUCCAGAAGCUCUCUGUCGAAUUCCAUUUUGUGAUCCCAACACUAAACCUAAGGACAUCUACAAAGAAAAGACAAUGGGGCAAGAGGACCUGGGAGUGGGGGAAACAAAACAGCCUGUGCCCUGAGACCUCCAUCGGCUGAGCACACCUGCUCAGAAGCCUGCUCUGCAUCCAUCUUCCUCCCCAGAACUUUGCUUCACUGUUUAUGCUCAUGUAAUCUUGACAGGGAAAUUGUCAUUUUUAUUAAUUUUUUAAAAAUUAGUCUUUCAAAUAUAGUAAGUAGAACUAAUUUUUUGCCCUGAGGAGUGGGCAGAAGAAGGAAGCGUGUACUACCCAGAGGCCUUUCUUCCUGACACACUAGUGCUUGCCUUCUGUUCUGAAGCAAGGUGGCUUGCCAGAUCCUUCAAAGAGCCAUGCUGGUGGGUCAUUUAGCAAGAUUGUUGCAAUUCUAACUUCCCUAAAAUAUCUGAAACCUGAAUUAGCUCCUAAUUCUGAGUGCCCUGCCAGCCCAUGUGUCACUGUGGCUGUGGGAAGGAAGAGUUCUAAGCCUCGCUUUUCUUACUCCCUGAGGAGUUUCUUGUUGGACCCAGUGGGGUCCAUGCAGACUCUGAUGGGGUUGCAAUCAAACCACAGAGCGUCGGUUGUGGUCUUUCUGCUGUUUUCAUUUUCUCAGAAAAUUCUGUUGCCCUUUAUUUGGGAAUUCUUGUCAUUCUCUUUCCUGCAACCUACCUGUGACGGAAGGGACACUGAGGGCUGCUGGGAUUGCAGAGGACAGUGCGAUGAACUCAGUCUAGUGCCAGGGCAGCUGUGGUUACGUUUCUGUUGGGAAUACAUCCCUCACCCUGCAGCUGACAUUUCAGCACCAUGCCUGGCUUUAUACAAAGGAUGCUUUGUAAAUGUUCCCAGCUUGAAUUUUGGCUCCUUAACCCAUGUUGCUUAUUGCCAUACUUAACACUUAGAUUUUCAAAGGGCACACAGGCAGAGCAUCAGAAAACACUUUCAUCUCUAAAACACUUAUUGACCUCUGCUCCUCUUGAGAAUGCUCUUUGAGCCGAUCAGUGUCCCAUGGAGACUCUUUAUCCUCCUAAGAACUGCACCUGGCAGGGACUUCCUCCACUGCCCUUCCAGAAGUCACAGGCAUGCGCUAAACUACUGGCACACAGAGGUCCGUGCCCCCUGGCCACCCAUGCUGGUGGUUACGCUUCUACUGCACCUGUUAGUUCCCAGAGGAAACAGAACUUGAAUUUCACAUCAAAGAAUGCCGAUUCUCAAUACGUGCUACUGAGUAUGAGCUGAUGUAUUUAGGCCCCUUGCAUCUCAUUUCAGCUACAUGGCCCAGCAAGCUCAUCACCGUCAGUUAGCCUGUAGCUGGAUUUAGGGCAAAAUUGUUUGUUCCAGGACCUGCUUGUCACUCAUAAGUACCCCUUGUGGGGGUGGAGCUUUAGUGUUUUCAGCAAAGAAAACCACAUAUUCUUUUUCCUUGUACCUCUGCUGGGACUGUGAGCAUUUAUAUCAUAGUCCUCCCUAGGCACUUUCUGGUGGAAGCUGUGCUACUGCCUAAGGGUCCGAGGCUAGCACCACACAAUGCCUGCAUGGCAGGACUACCUAGGCUCCUAUAUUAUCUUCCAGGCAGGUAGAGCAGAGGAGAGGAUCAGAGAGGCACACUUGGUGCCCCGAUCGAUGGCCUGUGGAAACUCUGUUCCUAACUACUCCUCAUGAAGUGCUGAUUUCACUGUCAGAUGUGAUCCAUAAUGGCCUUGGCCUGGAAUCCUUUUUCAAAGCUGUUGAGUAGUGUUUUCUCAUGUUUAUAGCACUGCAUAGCUCGUUUUAACUUUUCUACUUUGGUCUUCUCUUUGGGGAUCCGUUUCUGUCUGCCUUAUUCUCCCAGGUACACACGGGUGAUGACGUCACUGCUGCCAUUCACCUGCUCGUUCUCUCAGUGGAUGUAUGUCACUGUGGAGAUGGAAAGAGUCUCAAACACCAGGGCCUGGAGGCUGACAAGAUGUGCACCUUAGCUAGACUAGCCUAUGCUCAUAUCUUGGAACACUCAUAUUCUCAGUUAACAGGCAUAAGCAAAAAUGUCGAGGGUGUGGCAACAUGUUAGGUACUCGAGGGUCAGUGUGCUCCUAGGUGCUAGAAAAAGGUGCUGUUGGGAUGCUGCACUGUCGGCCACUUGUAUCCAGUUAAAUGUGGUUAAGCAUCUGGAUGUUGUGUCUGACUAAUCCGAAUCUCUUCCUGUGCAGCCUCAGCUGUGGAGCUUUUCCCCGAGGCAUUAUAAGAAAGCAGGCAGCAUGGAAGGGUCCGGGUGAGGAUGCGAGAACCUUAAGUUGUUUGGCCUCACAGCCUCUAUGCCAUAGGAAGUGGCCGCCGACAGGAGUCUUCUAGCUGGUGCUGAGAAGAGGCCAGUAUAGCAGCCGACCUGGGCAUGGGCUGGACAGGAAUGUUGCUCUUUUCUGUGCUAGGCUGGAGACUGGAGAGGACUGGUUGCCACAUAGACAAAGUAGAAAUGGAUCGCUAGUGCCCACAGCUGCUGUCUCUGAGAGUUAAGCCAAAGACCCUUUGCAGACUUGAGGGAGAGGCUGGGAGUGUGCGAAGGCUGGAAAUGCCCAAGAAGAGAGCUGGAGAGACCGUUUCUGGCAGCACCGUAGAUACUCCCAUGGCCACACAUCUGGCCAGCCACGGUGGCUCUUCCAGUGCUUUGUCACUGUCCCCAGCCCACGUUCACUCCCAUUAACUCACAUACUGGAGCCUGUUGUCUUUGAGAUCUGUUCCUUACCAACUUUUCAAUGCCUUCUCAGAUCAGUUCUGUUCCCUACUUUGGUUUCUUUCCUAAAGCCAUAGCUUCUAGAUCUCUGUCAGCAUACAUGUGCCGAAAUUGAACCCACACAGGUUCAAAGGAAGCUUCCUUAAUGAUGUUUUAAAAACUAAUGGUAUUUUUUUUAAGCUUACCAAUGUAAGUAUUUUUAAAGGUUGUAUUUUUCAAAGUCAUUAACAAUGAUUGUUUUCUCUCACAGAACAGAUUAUCAUGGGAUAAAGAAUGGUCCCUAGCUUCUAUUUUUCAGAAAAAAAAUAAGUACAACAUGUUCUUGGACAUUAAAUAUUAAAUAAUAUUAAAGGUUAAUUCUCCUAAAAGAAAAAUAAGAAAUAUAGUCUGUCUGCCAGAAUUUUUUGUCCGUACGAGAUCGGGGUAGAGACCAGAAAUGGCAGGAUUACACUUGGAUGGCCCAGAUUGGGUUCUCCUGGGUUUGAAGUGAGCACCCUCCACCACCUUGGAGGGGCUAACUGUGUUUUGCAUCAAGGCUCCUGAACAGAAAAUGCUGUUGGAAAGAGUCACUUGUGGCGUGAACACCUGCCCGUCACCACUGCCGUUCGAUAGGGAGUUUGCCUCAGAGCUCAGUGUGCCACUUUCCUGUAUAAUAAUUUAUUCAGGGUUAUUUUGGCUUUUUUCAUUUAGCCAAAUAAAGGCAUUGUGGUUU
This is a messenger RNA of Phodopus roborovskii (desert hamster), 4792 nucleotides long. It is a transcript of the gene Pcyt1a, whose product is annotated as phosphate cytidylyltransferase 1A, choline. The transcript has 9 exons. The record is from RefSeq and is a predicted model, not a curated record. Bases 173 to 1276 code for a protein of 367 amino acids. NCBI's taxonomy places the organism in Eukaryota, Metazoa, Chordata, Mammalia, Rodentia, Cricetidae. Gene Ontology annotation, molecular function: phosphatidylcholine binding; choline-phosphate cytidylyltransferase activity. Gene Ontology annotation, biological process: CDP-choline pathway. Gene Ontology annotation, cellular component: endoplasmic reticulum.